GGGACCUCCUCCAUCUGCCUAUACGCAGCCAGACUCGCCUGUGGCAAGUAUUGCAUCAAGGACCGCCGGGUCUCCACUUGUCGUAAAUUCACCUCGAAGCCCCAGACAUCCCAAUCUACCUCCGUUUAUGCGCUCGCUCUCUCAUGCCGCACCGGUCUUACGCCGCGUGUUAUCACGUUCUCGGGCCGGGACAAUCAAUCUAGACGAGUCCCCAACGCAAAUGACUGGCAAUUCCUUGGGAGCAGCGACUGUACCGGAUGGGGCACCAGCUACCGCAGUCAAAGGAGGACCUGCAGAACAGGAGGAUCCGAACCGAGGAAGACCAGCCCUUCCCCACCGCCUCACAUCUGGAUCGGCAGAUGAGUCGUCCGUCGUCAAAUUGACCACACAUGUCCGUACGAACUCUCAGCCAUCGCCUUCCAAGACGAGCGAAGAGCAAGCAGGCUCUUCACCCACCGAGCGUGCACCAGAGGGCGGAGCGACACGGCCAGUUAAUUUGACGACGACGAAACAACGUGCAGCAACAGCAUCUACAGUGGGAACGGGAACUACGACAUCAUCUAGCAGCAAAGCGUCUCCGAUCAAAAGGGUCACACGAAUUGAGGAACCCCCACUUGAAGCUCGGCAUCAUGCGCACCGAAACUUGACCACCUCCUACCAAGAGGCUAGAGCGGUCGCGAAGCGUUUGGGGGCCAGUGGCUAUAUGGAAUGUUCCGCGUUGACUCUUGUAAACGUGGUAAAAGUCUUUGAUGAGGCA
Messenger RNA from Acaulospora colombiana, 757 nucleotides. The record is from the annotation of a GenBank genome assembly. Lineage: Eukaryota; Fungi; Glomeromycota; Glomeromycetes; Diversisporales; Acaulosporaceae.